Funneliformis caledonium is the source of this 150-nucleotide messenger RNA. NCBI's taxonomy places the organism in Eukaryota, Fungi, Glomeromycota, Glomeromycetes, Glomerales, Glomeraceae. The record is from the annotation of a GenBank genome assembly.
GUAGUGUAUGUCGCAACAUCGAAAUUUAAAUCUCUUUGGUGUCGCCAUAGUAGCUACAUUAGAGCAGUGGCCAUGUCGACAGUAAAUGUGCAUGCAGCUAUUCCUCAUGCAAUUUUUGGAAUAAUAAUCUUUACGGUUACAUUGCAUUAG